Molecule: messenger RNA, 1114 nt
Organism: Andrographis paniculata
Lineage: Eukaryota; Viridiplantae; Streptophyta; Magnoliopsida; Lamiales; Acanthaceae
Product: sm-like protein LSM1B
Exons: 5
Coding region: 324-710 (128 amino acids)
Biological process (GO): deadenylation-dependent decapping of nuclear-transcribed mRNA
Cellular component (GO): P-body; Lsm1-7-Pat1 complex
Molecular function (GO): RNA cap binding
Source: RefSeq, a predicted model, not a curated record
UACUUAGCGAGUCUGGAGUACGAAUUCGAUAAGACUUCAUGCCCUUCACCGAGAGUGAUUAGGGUUUCCUUUCCCAGAUCUAAUCUUCACCCAAACCCGACCCCAAUUCCCCCAAUUCCAAUUAAUUUCUCGAAUCAGGUAUUUUAGUGUCUGGGAUUGAAGUUUCAGAUCACCAUUGAGUACUUCUUUCUUCUUCGAACGGAGGUGUAGGCGUCAGAAACCCUCGACGAAUUCAAGCUGCCAAUGCAAUUUGGGUUGGUUAAAAAUUGCUGGAGUUUUCGGAGGAGUAUUGGAAAAGUUACAGCCUUGUUUUGAGUGCGCCAAUGUCUUGGGCAGGACCGGAGGAUAUCUAUCUUUCUACAUCGCUUGCUAAUUAUCUUGACAAGAAACUUCUUGUAUUGCUUCGCGAUGGGCAGAAACUUGUUGGGAUUCUUCGUUCCUUCGAUCAAUUCGCUAAUGCCGUUCUAGAAGGAGCAUUCAAUCGUGUAAUCGUUGGUGAUAUGUACAGCGACAUUCCGUUAGGUCUAUAUGUAAUUCGCGGAGAAAAUGUAGUCUUGAUUGGGGAACUGGACACGGAUAAGGAGGAGCUCCCGCCACAUAUGACCUGCGUCUCGGCUGAUGAGAUACUACAAGCACAGAGAGCCGAGCGGGAAGCUUCAGAACUCAAGGGUACUAUGAAAAAGCGGAUGGAUUUUCUCGACAUGGAUUAAUGAUACACUAUGGUUGACGACACCUCUGACAGUAUGCAAUAUUUGCGCUACUUUGUGUCAAUAUUCAUUCUGAUUAAAUUCCCAUUCGGUAGAACCAUGCAUUGCGCCUUAUUUUCAUUUUCGUAGAAACAAAUAGCGAUUAGAGAGACAAUGUUGGUUUAGGCAGUGGAUUUUUUCUCCCUUUUUUUCGUCGGUCUGUCUGCGUGGGGGUCGACAAAUCCUUGGAGUUCUUCCAUAUAUUUUGUUUGGAGGGAUUCUGGAAUUUGUUGGUAUUGGCAAGAUGUAUAGACUAGUGGCAAUGCAAUGGCUUUUGUCAUCUGAUCUUAUUUGCUUUGCUGUGAUCUAAGCAGAAAAAGAUGUUCUUGUGAUUUAAUAGGGUGAUGUUUUAAGGGCCUUUUGAUCUA